AUGAGUUCCUCUUUUCCCAAAUCCGAAUCUAGAACGUCCUUGCUGAAAUCUUCCUCGGUAAGCGGAAGAUCGACAUACUUCCCUGAACGCACGACAGGAACCGACCGAAGUCAUCAUCAUCGUCCAGCUGCAAUUCAAGUGAGCAGCAAAGUCGCAGAGGAGUCAUUCUUGUCCGCAGAGUGCGACGUUAGUGCGCGGAGACCCCUGUGUCAUCCUUCGCUACUCGGCAACGUUACCCAGAAUAAGAGCCAGCCCCACGCCUCGAACGGCCAGAUACCCGCUGCCAACUUCCAGGAUGACCCAUCUGAGCAACAUGGUUUGGGCCGAGGUGUAAGAAAACACUGCAAGUCAUCCAAGCAUCACCGACACCACCGGAAAACGACCCGGGACGAACCACCGCCUGCAAACCACCACAGCCACACUCAACCUACCCACUUGGACCCCAGAAUACAGCCCCACUCUGAUUGCAGAGAUGACACCGCGCUAUUUUUUGAGUCGAGGGACCAUACAAGGCCAAGUUCGUCCACUAGCGGGAAUGCCAGCAUGCCUUCCCCAGCUUUUUCAUCGCCUAUCCCCGUGUCCAGCCGAUCCUCUCACCGCUCCGGAAGGUCCAGUGCAGCAUCCUUUGAAUCCGACUUCAAUUUGCGCCCAUUUCUCAGCUCGGUUUUUGGGCAGGACAGAAAGUUGAGGCCAGAGGAGAUUGAUGAGAUGCGGGAUGCUUUUAAGGAGUUUGAUAAGAACAAAGACGGUUUCAUCAGCUGUAAAGAUCUGGGAAACUGCAUGAGAUCCAUGGGAUACAUGCCUACCGAAAUGGAGUUGAUAGAACUGAGCCAACAGAUCAACAUCAAUUUGGGAGGUCAUGUAGAUUUUGAGGAUUUUGUGGAGUUGAUGGGCCCCAAACUUCUCGCUGAAACUGCAGAUAUGAUUGGUGUGAAAGAGCUAAGAGAUGCCUUCAAAGAGUUUGACACCAAUGGGGAUGGAGCGAUAAGCACAUCUGAGCUGAGAGAAGCCAUGAGGAAGUUGCUGGGACAACAGGUUGGCCACAGGGACAUCGAGGAUAUCCUGAGGGACAUUGACUUGAAUGGUGAUGGGCAUGUUGACUUUGAAGAGUUUGUACGAAUGAUGUUCCGCUGAGAGGAGGAGUGGUCAACAUGGCUUCAAGUUAUUUAUGCUGAAUGUGAACCUCUGCCACUUUUUCAUCAUCGAAUGAGAAAAGCAGAGGAAAUAUUAGG
Molecule: messenger RNA, 1232 nt
Organism: Oncorhynchus masou masou (cherry salmon)
Lineage: Eukaryota; Metazoa; Chordata; Actinopteri; Salmoniformes; Salmonidae
Product: calcium-binding protein 1-like
Exons: 7
Coding region: 1-1134 (377 amino acids)
Biological process (GO): regulation of voltage-gated calcium channel activity
Cellular component (GO): cytoplasm
Molecular function (GO): calcium ion binding; calcium channel regulator activity
Source: RefSeq, a predicted model, not a curated record